Molecule: messenger RNA, 972 nt
Organism: Aspergillus affinis
Lineage: Eukaryota; Fungi; Ascomycota; Eurotiomycetes; Eurotiales; Aspergillaceae
Exons: 4
Coding region: 1-972 (323 amino acids)
Cellular component (GO): 90S preribosome; nucleus
Source: RefSeq, a predicted model, not a curated record
AUGUCUGCAGAGCCAACCACCCCCAACCCCUCCGGCCUCGCCGCCAAGGUCGACAAGAAGCGCAAGCGCCAGGCCGAGGACUCUUCCUCGAAGGAGAACAAGGCGGAGUCUGCGCCCACUGAGAAAGCCGAUGGACCGAGCAAGAAGAAGCCUAAGAAUGACAAGAAGAAGGGCAAAGGAAAGGGCAAGAAAGACAACAAGUCCAAGAGCGAUGACCAAGAGACCGACAAGCCCAAGCCCAAGCCUAACCCCAAUUCGAAGGAAACCGAGGUGAAGGGCAGCGUGGACGAGGCCAUUGGCAAAAUGGAUGGCCGGCUACUGGCGGACCAUUUCAUUCAGAAGGCCAAGAGACAUAAUAAGGAGCUUACGGCGGUGGAGUUGAGCGAUCUGAGUGUUCCGGAUACCGCAUUCCUGGAUACGUCUUCGUUUGGCGGAGCUCGAGAGCUCAGUCAAUUACCCGCCUUUAUCAAGGCAUUCAACCCGACCAAGGGCUCGGAUCCGUCCAAAGCAUCGGAGGAGAAGGGCACGCCGCACACCCUGGUGAUUUCGUCAGCGGCACUUCGAGCUGCUGAUGUAGUGAGAGCUCUUCGCACAUUCCAAACCAAAGAAUCGCCCAUUGGCAAGCUCUUCGCCAAACACAUCAAGCUUGAAGAAGCCAAGCAGUUUCUUCAGCGUGCUCGAGUGGCCAUCGGCGCCGGUACCCCAGCCCGUAUAUCCGACCUAAUCGAUUCCGGUACCACCCCCCUCAACCCUUACUCUCUCAGUAUCAACCCAACUAACCAAGCAAAAGGAUCUUUGAAACUCGACGAGCUCAAAACCAUCAUCAUCGACGGAUCCUACGUGGACCAAAAACAGCGCGGUAUCUUCGACAUGAAGGAGACCCAUCUGCCUCUGCUGCAAUUACUCACGAAACCUGAGCUGCGGGAACGGUACGGUGCCAAGCAGAAGGGGAUCCAGCUGCUGGUGUUCUGA